Molecule: messenger RNA, 1704 nt
Organism: Tripterygium wilfordii
Lineage: Eukaryota; Viridiplantae; Streptophyta; Magnoliopsida; Celastrales; Celastraceae
Exons: 2
Coding region: 221-1093 (290 amino acids)
Biological process (GO): iron import into the mitochondrion
Cellular component (GO): mitochondrial membrane
Molecular function (GO): ferrous iron transmembrane transporter activity
Source: RefSeq, a predicted model, not a curated record
GCAUAUUCGCCUGAAUUCUGAAGAUUCAAUCCCUAUUUUUGAAUUUCUAAUGAAAAAACCCCUCAAAUCUUGGAACCCUAACUUGUCAACAGUAGAACCACUUCCAAUGAAUCCAAUCUCCUCCUCUCUGUCGUUGUCCUGUUCAAACUUCAAACAUCGACACAACUCUCUCGAGGAGGAAACUUCGUAUGGUCGGUUAAUUAACAGAGGAACUUAGUUCAUGGCCGACGCAGACGCCAAACCCAAAUUCCAGCAAUCCAAGGACUUCCGUCCGGUCUCGCAACCGCCGGAUUUUCACCCGGAACUAGUCAUGGCAACCCCACACGACGGGCUUCACUUCUGGCAAUUCAUGGUUGCUGGGUCCAUAGCCGGCUCCGUCGAGCACAUGGCCAUGUUUCCGGUCGAUACAGUCAAGACCCAUAUGCAGGCUUUGCGCUCCUGUGCCAUCAAAUCCGUAGGUGUCCGUCAAGCAGUCCGGUCCAUUUUUCAGACAGACGGCCCAUCCGCCCUCUACCGUGGAAUCGCCGCCAUGGGCCUUGGUGCUGGUCCAGCGCACGCCGUUUACUUCUCCGUAUAUGAGAUUUGCAAAGAAUUCUUCUCUCGAGGCAACCCCGACAACCCAGCAGCCCACGCAAUUUCAGGGGUUUGUGCUACAAUUGCCAGCGACGCGGUUUUCACACCUAUGGAUAUGGUGAAGCAGAGGUUGCAGCUGGGUAAUGGCAUGUAUAAGGGGGUUUGGGAUUGCGUGAAGACUGUUUUUAGGGAUGAGGGGUUUGGUGCUUUCUACGCUUCUUAUAGAAUCACUGUGUUGAUGAAUGCUCCAUUUACUGCUGUUCAUUUUGCCACAUACGAGGCUGCAAAGGGAGGAUUGAUGGGGAUUUCACCGGAUAAUGCAGAUGACGAGCGAUUGGCUGUUCAUGCUACUGCCGGUGCUGCUGCUGGAGCAUUGGCAGCUGUGGUUACAACUCCGCUUGAUGUGGUUAAAACCCAAUUGCAGUGUCAGGAAGGUAGGAAAUGGUUGGUUUGGGUGGCACGCUAUAAUAAUUACAUUCAUCAGAAAAGAGAGUGUCACCACAAUUUUUUUCCUGAAUGAAAGGAAGAGUUGCACCAUGACCUCACGGUUUGAGACUCUGUAGAGGGAUUGAUUAUAGAAUGCACUGCCUAAAAUCUACUCAUUCUAGCAAAUCAGCUUGCACAAAUAUGUUUUGAGAGAAGUAGCUGAUGUAACAGGCGGAAGGUUUUGUUCAAACAAAUGAAGCUACUUAUUCUUCUUUAAAACUGAAGUUUUACUUGGAGACUUAUAUAAGCUUUCCGGCUAUGUCUUCUUAACAAACAUGUUCUUAUAUAGGGCGAACAAAGCUCUUGAAGUCUCAUCCUUACGCUAUGAGGCGUUGCUAUUCCUACCCUUUCUAUGCAUGGCUAAUUACCAUCGACAAAGCUCUAGACGGGUGGCAAUAUACUGUUUUCAUAUAAUCGUUAAUUGAGUAUAAGUUAAAGUCUUUUGUUCACCAUUGAACCGUUACUUGGAACCUAUUUGAACCCUGAUUAUAUAUGGAUACGAAGUUUAGCAAAUGAUUGAUUUUGAUUUACAAUAACAUUUUUUAAAUGCAUAAUUUGUGCUGGCAAUGUUAAAUUUCUGAGAUUAAAGAUGACAUGAUUCUUUACAUUAUGCCUCCCUGCCUUUGAUUGGCUAAAUUUAGCAUU